Messenger RNA from Euleptes europaea (tarantolino), 1278 nucleotides. Its product is annotated as vomeronasal type-2 receptor 26-like. The transcript is spliced from 4 exons. Gene Ontology annotation, molecular function: G protein-coupled receptor activity. The coding region runs from base 1 to 1278 and encodes 425 amino acids. Gene Ontology annotation, cellular component: membrane. The record is from RefSeq and is a predicted model, not a curated record. Gene Ontology annotation, biological process: G protein-coupled receptor signaling pathway. Lineage: Eukaryota; Metazoa; Chordata; Lepidosauria; Squamata; Sphaerodactylidae.
AUGGCUACCAUCUUAGCCAGCUACAAGAUACCACAGAAUAUAAAACCUUCUUGGGCAAGAAGUGAUGGCUUUAUCCAGGACUUCUGGGAGCAGGCCUUUGACUGCUCCUUUAAAAGUGCUGAUGAACUUGAGGAUAGCGAGAAACUGUGUACUGGAGAGGAGAAGCUGGAGAACCUUCCUGGGACUUUGUUUGAAAUGAGCAUGACUGGCCAGAGCUACAACAUCUACAACGCUGUCCAUGCUGUGCUGCCCCUUUCUAUAUGCACUGACCACUGCCAUCCUGGCUUCAGCAAGCAGAAAAGGGAGAGUGAGAAGUUUUGCUGUUACGAUUGUGCUCCGUGUCCAGAAGGGAUGGUCUCAUACCAGAAAGACAUGGAUGCUUGUUUCACAUGUCUACAGGACAGCUAUCCCAACAACGAUCAAAAUGAAUGCAUCCCCAGGGUUAUAAGCUACCUCUCUUACAAAGAACCAUUAGGAAUCACCUUAGCUGUGCUGGCUGUUUCUUUCUCUCUGAUCACAGUGUUGGUGCUUGGAACCUUUCUAAAGUACCAGGACACCCCGUUAGUUAAAGCCAACAACCGGAACCUCUCCUACAUUCUCCUCAUCUCCCUCCUGCUUUGCUUCCUCUGCUCCUUGCUCUUCAUUGGGCAGCCUGGAAAACUGACCUGCCUCCUCCGACAAAUAGCUUUUGGCAUCAUCUUCUCGGUGGCUCUUUCCAGUGUGUUUGCCAAAACCAUCACUGUGGUUCUGGCCUUCAUGGUUACCAUACCAGGAUCCAGGAUGAAGAAAUGGGUGGGGAGAAGAAUGGCAAACUUUAUUGUCCUCCUAUGCUCCUUGCUUCAAACAAUUACCUGCAUCUUUUGGUUAAGUACAUUUCCUCCCUUCCCUGAUAUGGACACACACUCCCUGAAUACAAAAAUCAUACUGCAAUGUAAUGAGGGCUCACCUGCCCUGUUUUACUGUGUCUUGGGUUAUCUGGGCUUCAUGGCCAUUGUCAGCUUCACGGUGGCUUUCCUAGCCCGGAAGUUACCUGACAGGUUCAACGAAGCCAAAUUUAUCACCUUUAGUAUGUUGGUCUUUUGCAGUGUUUGGUUGAGCUUCGUCCCCACCUACCUAAGCACCAAAGGGAAAUACACGGUAGCCAUGGAGAUCUUCUCCAUCUUGGCCUCCAGCGCAGGUUUACUGAGUUGCAUUUUUUUCCCGAAGUGCUACAUAAUUAUCCUGAGACCUACACUGAACAACAGGGAAAAGAUGGUCAGGAGAAAGAACGGAAAGUAA